AUGUUCAGUGUUCGUGUUGCAUUCUUAUGCAUAUUUUGUUUUAAUAUCUUUGUUAUCUCCAAGGUACACGGGUCGUACAAGUUCAAUUCCCUCGCGUGCGAAGUUAUGGCUCCGGAAUUGGGAAAAAUGAAGCUGUGCGAAAUUAAGGCUAUUGAUCGAAAGCACAACAUGAUCAACCUUUCAGCCUUUUUAAAUAAAACCAUAUCAGAGGUUGAGAUCCAUUUCAAAAUGGUUAAACGCGAGCGUGGCGGCUGGCAUCCCUUUUUUUACGACAUACGAAUAGACGUGUGCCAAUUCUUUAAGAAUCGAAGGGGGUUCUUCAUUUCCAAUUUAAUAUAUUCGUUUAUAAAGCCAUAUACAAAUGUUAAUCACACCUGCCCAUAUAUGGAGGGCACAGAGAUGCGACUGUGGAAUUGGUCUCCUGAUGAAGAUGCGGUCUUAGCGAAAUUCCCAGUAGACCAUGGUACAUAUGGCCUACAAACAACUUGGUAUGUCAAAAAAGAGGCGGCAUUAAAAGUAAAUGGAUCUGUAAUAUUUUUUAGGUAA
Molecule: messenger RNA, 546 nt
Organism: Drosophila melanogaster (fruit fly)
Lineage: Eukaryota; Metazoa; Arthropoda; Insecta; Diptera; Drosophilidae
Exons: 4
Coding region: 1-546 (181 amino acids)
Source: RefSeq, marked reviewed